AACGCAUUAUAAUCCAAGUAGACAUCAUCGAACGCUCACCAUAACGCUGUAUCAGUUUCCUUGCGCACAAAUUCACUUCAGUUCAAAAUGUCGGUAAAGGCAGUGUUUGUUUUGCUAGUUCCGUUGUUUGGAUUGGCCCUAGCCCAGCGAGAACCUUCGCUCGAAGUGAUGAGCGCGCUGAAGGAGCUGCAACCGCGCUACCGAGAAAUUCAGGACUACGCCAUCAACCAGCUGACAGAGGCACGGCUGAACAGCUCCCAAGUUAUCUUUAACUUCCAUACCGAUGUCCUUACCUCAAAAGAUCAGUACGUAAGCAACACGAUCGAAGAGGAGCUGGGUGUGUUGAUGAUUCUCGAUCGGCAGCCGGAAACAGUGGAUCGAACGUGUCUCGGAUUUGUGCGCAGCAGCGUCGAUAUGAACGUGAACCUGGUUGGCGUUUCGUACACUAACUGUAUCGUACGGGUGGACGAUUCGUUGGCUGGUAUUGUAUCGGAGUUUUACAAGACGAUUCAGCAGGACGAAUCACAGUAUACGGGCAGUGGACUGUUUGGGGUGUUUCGAGGAGAGAACAUUUUCCACGCUCCGGCAGAGCUGAUGAAAAAGUUGUCCGAAAAGUUGGAGGAACUUCGCGAAAAUCCGACCUUUAUCGCCACCGAGCUGUUCGACAUGAUAGUCGAGUUCGAGCAGGAGCUAAAGGAGGUAAAGACGGGCUACGACGAAUGUCUAGAGGAUGGUAUGCAGCUGCUCCGAAGUGUGCUGGAGAUUGCCCGCACUCAGGUUGCUCAGGUGUGCCUGGGCCAGCUAGAGGAACCUAUUCCCACGACGACAGUGGCUGCGUAGAUAGAGAGCGCUUUAAGGAGCACCGAAAUUUGAUUCCCUGUAUCAUUGAAUUUUAUACUAACCAACAGGCAGCUGUCAUAAAUAAAAGGAAAAUGCUUUGAAGUCUUCUA
This is a messenger RNA of Anopheles gambiae (African malaria mosquito), 950 nucleotides long. RefSeq lists its product as uncharacterized. The transcript has a single exon. Bases 88 to 840 code for a protein of 250 amino acids. The record is from RefSeq and is a predicted model, not a curated record. Lineage: Eukaryota; Metazoa; Arthropoda; Insecta; Diptera; Culicidae.